Molecule: messenger RNA, 2052 nt
Organism: Funneliformis caledonium
Lineage: Eukaryota; Fungi; Glomeromycota; Glomeromycetes; Glomerales; Glomeraceae
Source: the annotation of a GenBank genome assembly
AUGUCUUCCGUAAUCGUAGCUGCAAAAAUUCCGCAGAACGCUGUAUUCUUUGCUGGUGAACAUUUUCGUUGUGAAAUCACUUUUAGUUGUCAACACCCUAAUGUGGAUAAUCUUUCUUCGGAAGACAAAUUGCAAGGUUCUUCAAAUAAGAAUGGAUAUUCAAAUCAUACGAGAUCUAUUAGUGAACCAAAAUCGUACGGCAAAAAACCUUCAACAAAACAAGUAACAAAUGGGAAUCCUUUAUCUGUGAUCGUCGAAAAUCCGUCCAUUCAGAAUAGUCUUGCCGGAGAUUUAGGUGAUUCUGGAAUGUUUGGGCUUCGAGGUUUGAUAAAGAGAUCGGCAUCACUUACUUCCAUUGCGUCUUCGACCUUUUCCCUGCUAGCCGGAGGAAGUGUUGAUUCUGAUUCUUCCUCAACCUCUCAUUCACUUGUUCAAAAUUCACCUUCAAAUUCAUUACAGUCAAACCCAGGAUGUGCGGAGGAGCACGAUUUGGAACGUGUAAAUGAUAAGACUGUUUUAACGUCUGAACUUCUUUAUUAUACAGAUGAGGAGACGGAUGAUGAUGGUGGAUUAAUUAAUUUGCAGCAAGCGGGUGCCAUUGAUAAUGUUUCUGUUAGUGAUUUAGAUACUUCUGAAUCAACGACUCCAAGGAGUUCGGUAGAUUUUUAUGGACUUGGAUAUUCUGAAGUAGGAAAUAAUGCUUGGGGUGGUUUGUUGUCGGAUUAUAAAAAGUAUGAACCCGGUAGAAGAUCAUCUACGGGAACGCGUUGUAGUUCCUCUCCAUCUCUUAGCCAGAAAUAUGAAACAUUAUUAUGGGGUUUUGUUCAAAUUGUAGGACAUUUCAUAAUAGAUAAUUCGUUAGUAAAAUCUAUUGAAUUUGAACCUUUGAAAACAAAGACAAUGUAUCGACCGGCUAGUGGGAGUGGAGCCGGAGGUGCCGUUGGGGGUGGAACUUUAGGAUUUUUUUCAACUAAUCCCUUGAGUCAUUCAAGUUUGGCGGAUCUUCAAGAACGUGCAGAUAGUAAAUCGAUACCUGUAUUCUCAACUCCUCCUUCAAUUUUAUUUUGUGAUUUACAUUUGGCACCUGGCGAAUCGCGAACUUACACAUAUGAGACUAGGCUACCUAACGAUUUGCCUCCGUCACAUAGAGGUAAAUCGAUUCGAUUUUUAUAUAAUCUGAUAAUAGGAACUCAUAGAGGAGGAAUGAAUCAUCAAUCAAACAUCGUACAGAUGCCUUUUCGAGUAUUUAAUUAUGUUUCAGACGAUGGCUCUCGUCCCAUCUAUGACUUGAUGAAUCCAGUUGUAAUUUACAAAGAUGAAGCUGUAAUAGCAUGUAAAGAAGAAACUCCAAAGCCGCAACCCAUAAAAAAAAGAGAUAAUAAGAAGCAAGGAUUUUUGGACUAUUUGGAAAAGUUGGUUCAAAGUUCAAACUCCGAGAUAUCAUCAUUGAUUAGCAAUGUAAACAAUGAUAGCAGUAAAGAUAGUGAUAUGUAUGUUUUUGUAGAGAAAGAGGAGAGUUCGGUGGCAAAUACUGCAACAAUUUUAUCAAAAAACAUGCGAAAAGCAAACUAUGAUAUUUGUAAAAAUAAUCAACGCGUAGCGCAAUUAUGUCUUUUAAAAACUUCGUAUCGACUUGGAGAUAUCGUAACAGGAACUAUAAAUUUCAAUGACGCUGUUAUACCUAGUUAUCAGGUAUCUGUGACAUUGGAAAGUAGUGAAAUCGUUGAGUCCUCUAUCGCGAAUCGUCCACAACAGCAAAUUGCUCGUACGACGAGAAAAGUUCAUGGGGAACAUCACGAAUUUUGUCUGAAUGCGGCACGGAUUAGCUUUGCAAUCUCGAUACCUACUAGUAGUACACCGGACUUUCAAACGACUGGCGAAUUCAUCACCGGACCCAAAGGUCAAUCGCCGCUAAUGCCGCUUAAUGCAGAUGAACGUCAUCAAUAUUAUCAAGCAAUUGAUGAUGUUUAUGUCGAAACGUUUGAUUGUGCUAUUCCUAUAAAAGUUUAUCCUACAUCAUAUACAUCAGCACGGAUAUUUCCCUCUCAUCAU